Messenger RNA from Cyphellophora attinorum, 1161 nucleotides. RefSeq lists its product as uncharacterized. The record is from RefSeq and is a predicted model, not a curated record. Bases 1 to 1161 code for a protein of 386 amino acids. Lineage: Eukaryota; Fungi; Ascomycota; Eurotiomycetes; Chaetothyriales; Cyphellophoraceae. The transcript has a single exon.
AUGAUCCCCCCACCGCAGCCCUCGCUCCUGGAAAACAACCCACAUUUUGCGACACUACAUAAAACCCUCAUCACCAAAUAUCUCGAGCACGACGCGUCGAGCCGCGCGAGGAAUGAGGACUACGAAGGUACUGCGGAUCAUUUACGUGCAUUAAGGGAGCGGCUCGCGCGAGAGAGGCUGUUGUUGGGGGCGUUGAGCAGCGUUGCUGGUGGCCGUGGUGCUGGUGCAGUGGGUCCUGAGGAAGCAGGGACAGGGCAGGUGGUAGAGGACGUCGAUCAUGAGACGGCCGAGGAGGGUUCUGUCUUGACGAAGGAGGAUAUGGGUCUGGUUGGAUUGAUGGUACAGUACAUCGCAUCUGCGCCAGAUUUGAGUGCUGAGGAGCAUGGGUUGAUGAGGCAGGAUCUUGCGACUUUUCGAAGCAUGCUUUCCCCAGAGCUGGGAACAGGGCAAAAAGUAGGGACGACUUCAUCUGCUUCGCCGCUCUCGGCGCAGCUCAGCGCACUGCUCAUCGGAAUGGAGGGCAGGCUAAGACGGAAUGCUAUGGUGUCUUGCGACGCCUCAUCAACACCGGCGUCAUCUUCUCCUCCGUCUGGCCCUUCCUCCGCCGUGGACGUCCACCUCCAGCACCUCCUUUCCCAUUCGCGUGGCCUCCACGCGCAUACCCUGCCAAACGCCCUCCUCAACCUAGCAGCCUCCACAACAUCACUCCUCAGAUCCAAUUCCACAACACUGACAAGAUCCCGCCUUCCACGACUCGAAAGCACUGUCUACGGCGCAGCCUCUGAAGCAAGAUCGUUCGUGGCGCGGGCGGAUUUCGACAAGGCCGUUGCGCGGGGGUUGAGAGCCAAGGGGGAAGUUAUGCUGAAGGAGCUAGAGCGGGAUGGGGCUGUUGAUGGGGACGCCGUGCUAACGAGGUUAGACGCAGAGGAGCAAGUUUUACAAGAGCGAAAGGAGCAGCUCAGGAAGGCCUUAGGAGAGUAUGAAUCAGCAGAAAGGGAUCUGGUGAAUGAUGCUGGUGGGCCAACAAGGGCAACGGUUCUCAAGAAGUUGGGAAGGAGGUAUGGGGAGAUCGAGAGCGAGAUCCUGGAGGUCACGGGAGACAUUGAUCGGCUUCAAGUCGAGAGUGAUGGAUCUACGAGGGGUGCGAGGACGGAGAGGUGA